CAUCACCCAGUAUACAGCUACACACACACACACUUGGUGCUAAACGAGUGAUAUAAGAAAAUAGAAACAGAAGUUCCCUUGAUAAUAAGAUAUAAAGAUGUCAUCCAUUCACAAGCAAAGCUCACACACCAGCAAAAGCUUCAGUUCCACAAGCAGUAAUGACAACGGGUCUCGGGGCAGGAGCUCAGCAGAUGACCUCUGGGACUUCUACUUACCCAUCAGCCGAAAGGGCCGCUUCUUUAAGGACUCCUCAUUUGACCACGCACGUGACCAGUUUGAUUCUGCAAUCGCAGACGCUCUGAAGAAGUGGGGGGAGGAAGACCUCCUGAAAGAGACGUGGGAUGACGCUGACAUGCGUUUCUCCAAUAAUCUCAGCCGCUAUAGGAAGUUGCGAUCCCAUAACCUGAAGGAAGACAACCAGGCGGCCACCGUCACCUCCGAUAACACCUGCCAUAAGAUUGUGAUGGACGUUCAUGACUUCAUGGACGGGGAAGUGAAGGUGAAGGUGGUGGGGGACAGGGAACUGGUGGUGGAGGGUCGCAUAGACCCCAAGGCUAGAGAACUGUCUGCCUCCUCCAACACAUUCAAACGUCGCUUCUCCCUCCCAGACUCCAUCAACAUUGAUGCUAUCACCUCCGUCAUGUCCCUCGAUGGUAUCCUCACUAUUACAGCUCCAAAAACUACACAUCAAACAAAAGAAGAUUCCACAAUUCCAAUCAGAGUCACUGGAGCAAAGACCAAUGUGACAGAGACCCGGACAUCCAGCUCGACUUCUCAGGCAGGGUCAGGCACCACCAGCACCAAGGUGACAGACUCUGGCCAAGAAAACGCGAAGACUGCUAAAUCACAACAGGUUCCUAUCCAAGUUAACUCGACUCAGACAAGUUCACAAACUGUUGAUGGUUUUACUGAUUCAAAAGCUGAUUCCAAAACAUCUGCUGAAAAUGGUGCUAAAAAACAGUCUAGUAGUGGUUACAGGAACUCCACCACAGAACAGAAGAGUGACAGCGAGCAGAGAGAACACUGGGCUGGGAAGCAGGGAAACACGGAGACUAAGACUCAGACUUCAACAUCGUCAACUUCUACAGAAUUCCCUGACAUUCCUUUCUCUUUGCGUGAUUUUGUACCCAUCAAACGAAGGGGGCAUUUCUUUGACGAUUCAUUCUUUGAAGACACUCGGUCAGAUUUCAAGAACGCCGUGAACGAGGUGCUAAGAAAAUGGGACACGGAUGACUUUCUGAAGGAUGCGUGGGAUGACACAGAUCUGCAUCUCUCUAGUAACCUCAAACGCUACAGGAGACUACGAUCCCACGACAUGAAUGAGGACAACCAAGCCGUCACCGUCACCUCCGACAACACUUGCCACAAGAUUGUGAUGGACGUUCACGACUUCAUGGACGGGGAAGUGAAGGUGAAGGUGGUGGGAGACAGGGAACUGGUGGUGGAGGGUCGCAUAGACCCCACCAAGGCUAGAGAAUUGUCUGCCUCCUCCAAUACAUUCAAACGUCGCUUCUCCCUCCCAGACUCCACCAACAUUGACGCUAUCACCUCCGCCAUGUCACUCGAUGGUAUCCUCACUAUUACGGCUCCUAAAACUGUAAACCAACCACAAGAGGAAGGUUCGACGAUUCCAAUUAAGUUAACAGGAACGAAGACCAGUGUAACAGAGACUCACACGUCCACCUCAACCUCUCAGACAGCUUCUGGCAAUUCUGCUUCUGCCGAGAAGCUGUCAGAAAUUCACGAGGAAGGAUGUCUUAAGAAUGAACUUAGAACAAACAUUACUGAAUCAGUUCAACAUGAAGAAGAUAAACCAACUCCAGUGAAGACUGACACCUCGACUGCAGUUGAUGAAAGUAUUUCACAAAUGAAAGGAUCUCAAGAAUCGAGUGAACAAUUUACUUAUUCUCAAGCAACGUCGAGAAAUUCAGCAUCGGAUUUAAUUGGAACACAAACUGUUGACCAGAAGACUGGCGAAGAUGUCAAGAAACAGGAAGAAAAGGUGACUGACGAAAGGGUGUUUGCCAGCGAGUCCAGCAAGGGAAUAGCCAUUCCAAUCAAGACUAGAGGAGUCUUCUUUAACGACACUUUCUUUGAGGACACUUGGAAGGACUACCAGGAUGCUGUGAGGGACGUGGUGAUCAAGUGGGGAGACUGCUCUACUUGUGACGACUUAACCUGCUACAGGAAGUUAAGAACUCGUGACCUGAAGGACGAGAACCAAGCUGUCAGGUCCUCCGAAGACGAAUCUAAUUAUAAGGUUGUUGCUGAUGUGCAGGACUUCAUGAAGGGUGGAGAGAUCAGCGUGAAGGUUGAAGACGCCAGGGAGUUAGUGGUGGAGGGACGUGUGCAGCAGGAGGCUGGCGGCGCUAAGUCUCUUAAACAUUUCCUACGUCGUUUCGUUCUUCCAAGCGAAGUAGUGGUCGAGUCUGUGACUUCCGUCAUGUCUUCAGACGGUGUCCUCACCAUCACCGCACCAAAAACAAGCUCAAAGCUCCACUUUAAGGACGAUGGUGUGAAGCAAAGUGAGAGCGUGAGAGACUCAACAGAGCAGGUGGUGAGGCUGGACGCCGGGGUGACCAACACACAGUCAUCAGCUGACAGAUACACUGAUCACUCGAGGGAGUCAUGUAGCACUGUGUCAACCUCAUCACAGUCGUCGGCGAUCCCAGUGCAACUUACAUCACAAGCCCAAUUUGAAAAAGCGAGCGAGAUAACUGUGGAUACUCGGGAAGAAAGAGCAGAGAACGCACAACACAAGUCUGGUGCUUCCCAGGAAAGUAGGAUUAACUUUGACGACGCUGACACUCACAAAGAAGCAGCUGAGAAGAACUGCACCUUCCUCGAGGAGAGUGACACCGACACCGUCCACCGACGACUGCAAAAGGAGAGUCGUGCCAAGAGUGAAAGUGACGAUGACAUGGAAGCAGGAUCUAGCACGAAAAUAAGGGAAUACUUGGAUGUAGACCCAGCCUACAAAAACAGACUCCUUAACAUAAAGACAAGAGGGCUCUUCUUCGACGACUCUUUCUUCCUAGAGUCCCGCCCGAACUUCAAGACUGCUGUGAAAGAUGUGCUGAGGAAGUCCCACGAAGAAUUCUCCCCGGACGACGAUGGUAUCUCUGCAUAUCGAAAUUUGCGUCUCAGGGAUCUCAAACUGGAGAACCAGGCAGUGCACGUCGACGAUGAUCGCUACACUCAGAUGAUACUUCUUGAUGUGUAUGAUUUCCUGGGAGGGGAGGUGACAGCGAAGGUAGUGGAAGGGAAGGAGCUGGUGGUGGAGGGACGAGCACAGAGACAGUCAGGAACUUCCCUCACUAUACUAAGCUUCCUCAGACGCUUCCCUCUCCCUGACCGCGCCGACCUGACGGCCAUCAUGGCUGUCAUGUCCUCAGACGGUGUCCUUCUCAUCAUUGUUCCAAAACUGAAGAAGUACUCGAAAGAUAAGGCACUCAACAAGGAAGCUUGUAUUGAACGACAUUCGAGAAUGGACGUUGACGUAGGGCGUGGUUUGAGGGAGAAGAACGUGAGAGAGUCCUCCAGGGAAUCUGAAGGCCGCAGUCUAGGGUCAUUCCUCUCAACUGGGCUGCGACACUCUCCUGAACUGUCAUCUUUCAGAAAGGAAAUGUCUACAGACAGUCAGCACUCACGGAUGGACAACUUCAGCGACACAGGACACUCUUGGGAUGAUAGGAAGAUGCAAGAUUCCUCCCGUGCCUCCAGCAGCGCCUCCAGCAGCACCUACCAACACUCCACAGACUUGUUCUAAAUAUUUGACUGCCAGUGAUAUGCCAACGUUUUAAAAUUAAUUAAUGACCUUUGUUUUAAAAAAAUGUGAUGCAAUGAAGAUAAACUGUUCAUUUUGUUACAAUCAGUUGUUUUUUAAAUUAUUUAAAAAAAUAUAUAUAAAAAGAAUCCACUGACAGUCUUCAUCAGGAGUUACAACUAGCAGUAAACAAACAGCUGCCAUUUUCGUCCUGACGGCUCCGUCCUGUGCCUUUCAAGACAGAUGACAUUCCAAAAAUCUUAAUUUUAUAAAUUUUCAUAUUAGAUUAAAAAAUAUUGUUGAUAUCUUCAUGUUAUGUUUGUGUAAUUUAUGCAGUUCUUUGCCAGAAGCGUUGUCUUAUAUACAAAACUUAUUUUUGUUAUUCAAAGAUGAGAAUUUUAUUUUCUUCGAUAUAUCCAAAUGAUUAUUGUAAAUUAGUAUUUUUUAAGGAUAAUAAAUCUAAUUAAAAGUUAA
This is a messenger RNA of Cherax quadricarinatus, 4240 nucleotides long. Its product is annotated as serine-rich adhesin for platelets-like. Lineage: Eukaryota; Metazoa; Arthropoda; Malacostraca; Decapoda; Parastacidae. The record is from RefSeq and is a predicted model, not a curated record.